Messenger RNA from Aphanomyces astaci, 432 nucleotides. RefSeq lists its product as hypothetical. NCBI's taxonomy places the organism in Eukaryota, Oomycota, Saprolegniomycetes, Saprolegniales, Verrucalvaceae. The record is from RefSeq and is a predicted model, not a curated record. The transcript is spliced from 2 exons. Bases 1 to 432 code for a protein of 143 amino acids.
AUGCACUUGCAGCAAUUGACGAACGCCGACUGGCCAAACGUUCGCGAUUCUCGAUUGAAACCGAGCGACACCGAUGUCAGCGACAACGACGCGCUGCGCGACAAGUUCCCGAGUCAAUGGUCCGUCCUUGCGGACAAGGGGUAUCAAGGCAUCCAAGAGGACGUCCGUGGCUUAAUGCCGGUGAAGCGCCCACGGCACGGACAUCUGACAAUGGAGCAGGAGCGGGCCAAUGCCAAGUGGUCGUCAGAUCGUGCGAUUGUGGAGAACUUCUUCGGAAGGCUCAAGAGGCUGUGGGGUCUGGUGUCUGACAAGUACACGUGGAAGAAAGAUGAGUGCAACAUGUACUUUCAGACGUGUGUGGCCCUCACCAAUGUCCACGUCCGGUUCAAUCCUUUGCGGAACGUGGACGGCGAGGGCUACAAUCAGUACUAG